UCUCUCUCUCUCCCUCGCUUAAACCCUUCUUCUCCAGCCUCGCAAAGCCGCAGCAAAUCGAGUAGGGAGAGGAGGAGGAGGAGGAGGAGGAGGAAGGGGGGGAGAUGGGGAUGGGGAUGGAGAAGGGGAUGACGGCGUACGAGGCGGCGAGGGAGAGGACGGUGGAGGAGAACAAGCGCAAGAUGGAGGCGCUCAACCUGCGCCACCUCUCCGCCGCCAUCGCCGUCGCCCCCAAGACCCCCUCCCCCAUGAAGCAGAAGAGGCGUAGGAUCAUCGAGGCGGCGGUCGUGGCUCCCUCGCCUCCGAGGAGGUCUCGGCGCCUCGCUAAUCUCCCUGAGGUCAAGUAUGCAGAGGUAGCACCAGAUGGCGCAGAGAGGAUGAAAAGGUCUCCACGAAAAGCAAUUGACAGUAUCUACCUGGCAACCCGUGGAUCAAUUUCCAUGGAAGCUAGGCUCGAGGCAGCAAGAAAAGCAGAGGAACUGGAAUCACAACUUGACCCUGAAUUUCCCUCCUUCGUGAAGCCAAUGCUACAUUCACAUGUGGUCCGAGGAUUUUGGUUGGGCUUACCGAGGCAUUUCUGCGAGACUUACCUGCCAAAACAUGAUGCCAUUGUCACUUUGUUGGAUGAGAAAGACGAGCAAUUUGAUACCAAUUACCUUGCCUACAAGAAUGGCCUAAGUGGUGGCUGGGCUGGCUUUGCUUUGGACCAUGGAUUGUUGGAUGGAGAUGCGACAGUAUUUCAGUUGGUCAAGCCUACAACCUUCAAGGUGCAUAUUAUCCGAGCUACUGUUGAUGAUGGAAAUGAGGUAACCAAGUGACAUCAACAAAGACGGCACUACUAACACAUCGGCAGACGAAAAAUUGCAUUUUGGGUAGGUUUAGGCCUCAUCUGUUAGUAUUACCAUUAGGCACUUAAUCUGUUACUCUGCUAGUUUGCAGAGCAUCUAUCAUGUAGCCCAUAUCUAUGUUGGGAGAAGGAACAAUUUGCCACUCUUAUGUUGUUUGUAAUUGGUGUGUCCACAAUUACUGCCAAUUCGACACUCGGGAGUUUAUUAGCUGACAGAUUUGGAGUAUCUGCUGUUUAUGUGUCUGGCUACUGCAUGUUUCUGUCCUAAUUAAGUUUUGAUGGAACAUGGUACAACUUUUGGCGUUUA
Oryza sativa Japonica Group (Japanese rice) is the source of this 1154-nucleotide messenger RNA. The record is from RefSeq and is a predicted model, not a curated record. Lineage: Eukaryota; Viridiplantae; Streptophyta; Magnoliopsida; Poales; Poaceae.